CCUCACAAAUUCACAAUCAGCAUUCAGCACCGACUGAACCCGUCUCCGAAUCACCGAAUAUUCCAAACCACGCAAUAUGAAGAAGUCCUUGUUCUUGUGAAGAACCGCCUUAUAAUACCUCUCGCCUUACCUGCGUUUCCUCAACUCUGGACCCCUUAUAAAUUCCCAACUUCUCCUUCGGAGGGAUUUUCUUGUGUACCCUUGAAUUUUAAUGGCUUAUUCGUCAUCCGAAUCAUCUCCGUUGUUGUUGUUGUUGUUGUUUUCUUCGCUUAUUUCCAUUCUGUUUAAUUCCGUCGAUCUCUUACGUCCCCAGAUUCUCAGUCGAUCUUGUAGCCCUUUCUGACGCCGAGCAAAGGAGCGGCCUUCACCAAUGGGAAAGCGUAAUUCUCAGCGUAAGAACUUCGCGAUGAUGGAUAGCGAUGAUGAUAAUAGUAGUGUGAGUUCGUCGUCGACUACACGGUCUGAUCGAGUGUCCGUAGUGGGGACUGAAGAAGUCCAAUUAGAUAAAGAAAGUUUGCUGGAACUGGCUCUAGAUUCUCUAUUUGAGAAGAGGGGCUCCACAAGAGAGAAGGCUCUGGCAGCAAUUAUUGAGGCUUUCAAUAGCAGCAUGCAGCAUCAGUUUCUAGAAAAUAAAUUUGCUACUUUGCUGCACCAGUGUCUGAGCUCCUUUAAACGUGGGUCUUCUAAAGAGAUAUCUUUAGCUUCACAUGCCAUCGGAUUGUUGGCAUUGACCACUGGCCCUGGGGAUAACGCACAUGAAAUAUUAAAGGACUCGGUCACUCCUCUUUCUCAGGGUCUUAAAUCUGGGCCUCAAUCUUCAAAGAUAUCGUUGCUGGAGUGCUUGGCGGUCGUCAAUUUUGUUGGUGGAAAUGACACAGAGGAAACAGAAAGGUCAAUGCAAAUAAUGUGGCAAGUGGUUCAUCCGAAACUGGGUGCCAAUGUUGUUGCAUCCAAACCCUCAGCAGAUGUCAUAACUGCAGUGGUAUCUGCUUGGUCCUUUCUUCUGACAACUAUGGACGGAGUUAAACUAAAUCCCAAACAUUGGCAAGAGUCAAUAUCAUAUUUAUCUAGCCUGCUAGACAAGGAUGACCGGUCUGUACGCAUUGCUGCUGGUGAAGCGCUUGCUCUAAUUUUUGAGAUAGGAAGUUUGGAGAAGUUUGAUGGUGAAGCUAGAGAUUCAAGUGAUGGCUUAAUUCAAGGAAGCAAACCUUGGGAAGGAUUGAAGGGGAAAAUCAUAAAUCAAGUCAGAAACCUUUCUGCUGAGGCAGGUGGUAAAGGUUCUGCUAAGAAAGAUCUUAACAGCCAGAGGAACUUCUUUCGGGAUAUGUUAGAAUUUUUGGAGUAUGGUUAUUGUCCUGAGACUUCAAUGAAGAUUGGUGGAGAAUCAUUACAGACAUCAUCAUGGUCUCAACUAAUACAGUUGAACUUUUUGAAGCAUUUUCUUGGGGGAGGCUUUGUCAAGCAUAUGCAGGAAAAUGAAUUCCUUCAGGAUUUCUUUGGGUUCAAACCAAAGAAGAAGAAUCUUCUAGAGGAUGAACAUCGUAUAUCUAGCGUUGAAAAGAGAAUGUUUAAAUCACCGAACUCGGCUCUCAACAAGGCUAGGACACAACUACUUAACAAGCAGCGAAUGUUAUCUGAGGGUAGAAACGUCGGUCACUAUGCAGUCAAUGUGGGUGAUGAGGAGGUCUAGCCAUCUACACUUGCUUUAAAACCCUGAUGUGAUCAUCAAUCAAAUGGACUUCUGCCAUCUAGUUAAAUGCCUGCUUCAACUCUUAUUAUCAUCACCACGUAGAGAGCAUGCUUUUGUGUACUUUGUGGUGCAUUCAAAUACAUCAAAUUUAUCAUUCUGUAGUUUUGUACUAUAAUUGUCCUCAUUGUUCUUUGAGGCAUUAAUUGAUAUUUAUUCCUGUAGUUUGUACCAUAAUUGUCCUCAUUGUUCUUUGAGUCAUUAAUUGAUAUUUAGUUUCAUAAAAAGCGUGUUAUUUGGGAUUA
This is a messenger RNA of Alnus glutinosa, 1992 nucleotides long. RefSeq lists its product as uncharacterized. The record is from RefSeq and is a predicted model, not a curated record. Bases 371 to 1690 code for a protein of 439 amino acids. The transcript has 13 exons. Lineage: Eukaryota; Viridiplantae; Streptophyta; Magnoliopsida; Fagales; Betulaceae.